Molecule: messenger RNA, 588 nt
Organism: Macrosiphum euphorbiae (potato aphid)
Lineage: Eukaryota; Metazoa; Arthropoda; Insecta; Hemiptera; Aphididae
Source: the annotation of a GenBank genome assembly
AUGAUUCGAAAUGAAGAAGAGACCACUUUUUCUGGGCAGGAGAAGUUUAGAGUUGAAACAUUUAUAGUUAUAAUGGACAAAUUAGAUAUAUGCCUGCUAAAAAGACUUGAACAAUAUAACGAUUUAGAUAGAAAGUUUGGGUUUCUUACUUAUUUUAAAUCUAUGACUGAGGAAGAAAUUGUGGAUAUGGCAAAAAAUCUUGGUAAAAUAUAUCCGGACGACCUUGAUUGUGACAUUUUUCCCGAAGAAAUGAUACAUUUUACCAAAUUAGUUGAUGAGCAAGAUGAAGAAGGAAAAAUUAAAAUGCCAUCAGCACUAAAAUGUCUUCAAAUUAUACACGAUAAUAAACUCAAAUCAGUGUUUCCUAAUGUGGAAGUAGCAUAUAGAUUGUAUUUAUGUCUUCCAGUUGCCAACUGCAGCGCAGAAAGAGCAUUUUCAAAAUUGAAAAGAGUGAAGAACGAAUUGAGGUCUACCAUGAAAAAUCCACGCUUGAACGCUUUAUCAUUAAUGACCAUUGAGAGAUCUCUACUUAAAGAAAUAAAUACAGAUGAAAUAAUUGUGGAGUUUCAAAAAAAGAAAAGAAAAUAA